CAUUAAAUUGGGUAUAAUCUUGGUUGGUUAAGUUCUAUAUCUGACUCAUCUCAUCAGGGCUAGGCCUAAAUCUAAUUAAUUCAAUCCCUUGCUUGCUAAUACUUAUCUUUGUUCGUAUAUAUAACUGUUGCCGUAUACUAGUUAGAUGCCAUAUGAUACACGAAUACUAGAAAGGAAGGAAAGGAAUGCAUAAAGAAGGAAUUCUAAAGCAACAGUCAUGUCGGAUAUACGAGCAAAUGCAUCGGAAAGCUACCAAACAUUGUGAAUAUUUGGGGAUUUUUAUGGGUUGAAUCAUGAGAGUUUUGGUAUGAUGCUGAAUUGUUAGUGAAUUCCAAGGGUUAAUUUUGAUUUAUUUUCAGGCCUAUAUCUUCUGCCGAGAACCUAGCAUAUGUGUGCGGCCAAGAAAAACUUUUGUACCAAAAUGAGUUUUGUUGGUUUUGACCUUGGGAAUGAGAGCUGCGUGGUCGCUGUUGCAAGGCAAAGAGGAAUCGAUGUUGUACUCAAUGAUGAAUCCAAGGGCGAGACUCCCGCCAUCGUAUGCUUUGGUGAGAAACGGAGAUUCCUUGGGACAGCUGGAGCUGCAUCAAGUAUGACGAAUCCAAAGAACACUAUUUCUCAAAUAAAGCGUCUGAUUGGCCGCCAGUUCUCAGAUCCCGAGCUGCAACAAGAUCUCAAAGCACUGCCUUUUGCUGUUACCGAAGGCCCUGAUGGAUUCCCGUUGAUUCAUGCGUGGUAUUUGGGAGAGACAAGGACGUUUUCACCAACCCAAUUAUUGGCAAUGGUGCUCUCUGAUAUGAAGAGCACGGCAGAGAAAAAUUUAAAUGCUGCAGUUGUUGAUUGUUGUAUUGGGAUUCCUGUUUAUUUCACUGACCUUCAAAGAAGAGCUGUCUUGGAUGCGGCUACUAUUGCUGGUUUGCACCCUCUCCGAUUACUUCAUGAAACCACUGCUACUGCAUUGGCAUAUGGGAUUUACAAGACAGAUUUGCCAGAGAAUGGCCAACUGAAUGUCGCAUUUGUUGACAUUGGCCAUGCAAGUAUGCAGGUUUGCAUUGCUGGCUUCAAGGAAGGCCAGUUGAAGAUAUUGGCCCAUUCAUUCGACCGUUCUUUGGGUGGCAGAGAUUUUGAUGAAGCUUUAUUCCAAUAUUUUGCCGCAAAGUUCAAGGAAAAGUAUAAGAUUGACGUUUACCAGAACGCUAGGGCCUGUCUUCGGCUUCGCACUGCUUGUGAAAAGCUUAAGAGAGUUCUUAGUGCAAACACAGAGGCACCUUUGAAUAUAGAGUGCCUGAUGGAAGAGAAAGAUGUCACGGGCUUCAUUAAGAGAGAAAACUUCGAAAAAAUUAGCAUUCCGAUUUUGGAACGCGUGAGGAAGCCUCUGGAGAAGGCUCUCUCAGAAGCUGGCCUGAGAGUUGAGAAUAUCCAUUCAGUUGAGGUUGUUGGUUCAGGCUCUCGUGUUCCUGCCAUUAUCAGGAUAUUGACAAAGUUCUUCCGGAAGGAACCUAGGUGUACAAUGAAUUCAAGUGAGUGUGUAGCCAAAGGCUGUGCUUUAGAGUGUGCAAUCCUCAGUUCCACAUUUGAAAUUCAGAAAUUCCAGGUCAAUGAGAGUUUCCCAUUUCCCAUUGCUUUUUCUUGGAAAGGCGCCUCUCCUGAUGCUCAGAAUGGAGUUUCAGAUGAUCAGAUAAGCGCUAUCGGUUUCCCAAAGGGGGAUGACAUACCGGGCAUGAAGACUUUGACACUUUACAGAUCAGGAACCUUUACUGUUGAUGUUCAAUAUGCUGAUGUGAGCGAAUUACAGGCAACAGCAAAGAUUAGCUCAUAUACGAUUGGCCCUUUUCAAUCCACACAGAGUGAACGGGUAAAACUGAAUGUGAAAGUUCGCCUAAAUCUGCAUGGCAUUGUGUCGAUUGAGUCGGCAACAACUUAUGAAGAGGCUAAUAAGGCAAAGAAGACAAAUAUUCCUGUGGUCGAGCAUAUUUAUGGAGGAAUGUGCCCUGCAGAUGUGCAAAAAGCGAUUGAGGAAGAGUUUGAAAUGGCUUUUCAAGAUCGAAUUAUGGAAGAAACACUAGAUAAGAAGAAUGCCGUGGAGGCCUAUGUCUAUGAUAUGAGAAACAAGCUUCAUGGCAUAUAUCAAGAGUUUGUUACAGAUCCAGAGAGGAAAGGCCUUACUGCUGAACUCCAGGAGGUGGAAAAUUGGUUGUAUGAGGAUGGUGCGAACAAGGCUAAAGGCGUCUAUGUUGCCAUACUUGAGGAGCUGAAAAAGCAAGGCGAUGCCAUUGAGGAGCGUUACAAGAAGUACGUAGAGAAUUGUAACUUUCUAGAGGGCCAGGAGGGAGUCGACACUGGGACUGUUGAACGGGUUGCUGAAUCUCAUGCUCCGAGUGUGGAGCCUUCUACCUCUCAAUUGGAGGUUCCUCGCAGGGGUCUACCUCGCGAUUUGCGAGAGGGUGAUUAUUUGGUUUUGCGUUAUCCGGAUGGGUCCGCCGGCAUAAGACUAUGGGCGCAAGAGGAGAUAAGGUUAACUCCUAGAACUUUGUUUGCUGAGGUUCGAGAGGAGCAUAAAGCCAUACUGUCAAACAUCUUUGAACUGUGGCCAAGUACUUUUGUUCGUCUUGUUGGUGCGAGCUCGAUUUCUAGGAAGCUUGCCUUGGACUCCCUGGUAUCUUUCGUGGAGGCGUUGGAGAAUAUGAGUUUGCCUCAAGCUACACCAGGAGAUUUUGAUUCUGCUCGCAAUGGUUUGCAGGCGUUGACGCAUUUUAAAUUGGAAGUUGGUUGGCUUCGUAAGAGGUUGGACCGUAUGGCUUCGCUACUUGAGCUCCCGGUUGCACGGGACCAGUUGGAGAAGGUGGGCAAGGAAAUAGAAGAGAUGGAGGAGGUGGUGAGGCGAUUGAAAGACAAGAAGGAAGGACUUGUGCAGCGCGUAUCCGAGCUUGAGAGUGCCAGUUCGGGGGGGUUUGACAUGUCUAGUCACGCGGGGCAGGGUUUGAGAGGGUGAGGGAGUGCGUUGUACUUGGGCGGUUCACCCUUUUGGUUUAUGCUCAUCUCCCUUGUUUUAUUUCGGGUAGCUGUGUUAUAUGUUGGGUACAUACAAUAUGUACAUAUAGAUUUUGUGGGGCCCAAUUCGGGUCCCACAAAGAUGAUCCGAACCGCUCAUUAUUUUUAAAACAUCUUUUUAUGAAGUCUUGUAAAAAAUCAGCUCAAUCCGAUAUCAUUAAGAAUUUUUUCUGAAUUUGUAAGGGCGAAACUAAGCAGUUAAGUAGUUUCGCCUCCACAAAUUAAGAAAAAAUCCUUACCAAUAUCGGGUUGUGCUGAUUUUUUACAGGGCUCCAUAAAAAAAUGUUUGAAAAAUAAUGGGUGGUUUGAAUCAUCUUUGUGGGACCCGAGGUGGGCCCCACAAAACUGAUAUGAACAUAAUAUGUACAUUUCAUAUGUACCCCUAGCAUUUUUGGUGUUAUAUGGAUGCUAGCAGGAGCAGUAGCAGUAGUAGUAGGCUUCAUGUGUAAUGGAUUCUAAAUAGUGAAAGGCGUAGGAGAAAUGUCACAUGUUCCUGGAAGUCAAGCGCAGUGCUCUGCGUUUUGAUCGAGAUUUUUAUUCGGAUGUUCAUCUCGAAUCAAAAUUAUGUAUUUUUGAGUGUUUUGGUAGUUCGCCUUCCUAGCUACUUCCAUCUUCCUUGUAAUGAUCUUUAAGUAAUGAAUGCAUGGAGUAUCUUUAUGUUGCCC
Rhododendron vialii is the source of this 3713-nucleotide messenger RNA. RefSeq names its product heat shock 70 kDa protein 15-like. The coding region runs from base 389 to 2989 and encodes 866 amino acids. Gene Ontology annotation, cellular component: cytosol; nucleus. Lineage: Eukaryota; Viridiplantae; Streptophyta; Magnoliopsida; Ericales; Ericaceae. Gene Ontology annotation, molecular function: ATP binding; ATP-dependent protein folding chaperone. Gene Ontology annotation, biological process: protein folding. The transcript is spliced from 6 exons. The record is from RefSeq and is a predicted model, not a curated record.